AACAUCUCAAGAUCAUUCGCUUAUAAAAGCCAUUUGCGAUACUCGGUCGAUUUUUCAGCAUUUUACUCACAGAAGAGAGAGAAAGAGCUAGAGCAGAGAUGAGAAAAAGAGGACGACCUGCGACGAAGAAGCCAUCAGCAGCCGAUUUUCUAACAUCACUUCCAGAAAGAGGACCUGUUAUCAAUCGUAAGAAGUCUAUUGAUUCAUCGCCGAUUGAACCCUUCGAUUUCAAUCUGAAUCCUCCAGUCAUGAACGCUAGUAAUCGCCGUAAAUCACCGAUGAAAUCUUCACCGCAAGUCAAAGAGGUUUCAUCUUCGAUUUCAGAGUUGAAGGAAAUGACAUCGUCGCAUUUAGAGUCCAUUAAGCGUCAAGUGGAACGCUCUCACUCUCACAUUCUCAAGGAAGUUGAAUCCUCAAAUUCUCGCCUUCACAAACGCCUCAAGAUUCAGGCUCAAGCAUGUCAGCAACUAAUGGAUGUCACAGACAAGGAAUUCAAGAAGAUGUCUGAGAGGAUAACUGAAAGCUGUGAAGCAAUGAAAGUAUCGUACGAUGAGUUUAUAGUAGAUGCACAAACCAGCGCUGCUCGUGUGUGUAAGUCGUCAAUAACAGAAAAAGUAGAAUCUUUUGAGAAAGCUAUUGAUUCUCUUCGUAAUCGCUAUGGGAUCUCAGCUUAAGCUGGCAUUGUUUGGUUUCCUGGGACAAAGUGCUAAAGUUCGGAAAAUAUGGUGUCAGAAAGAUUGAGUGAGACAUAAGCUGAUCCGCCUGGUUUACAAUCCAUCCAAUAAGAUUAAAAAAGAGCAUAUACACGAGUAAUCAAAUAGGUAAACAAUGUAGUAACACAGCAUGUUGAGAGUUGAGAUGGAGACAAGUAUGCAUAUGAAAGUGGGUACAAGAAAACUAAACUAAAAAGCUUAUUCUAUUACUGGAGUGUAGACUGCUGUAAAAUCUGCUCUAUUAGCUUGAAUUCGUCAUAAAUAUGAAUUCUUGCUUCAUCUUCGUGUUUUUAGCUUUCAUGCAUCAGGACAAUUAUGAUUAGAUUUUUGUUAUGCUGAGAUUUUGUCGAUGAAACUUUGAAUGAAA
Molecule: messenger RNA, 1080 nt
Organism: Amaranthus tricolor (Joseph's coat)
Lineage: Eukaryota; Viridiplantae; Streptophyta; Magnoliopsida; Caryophyllales; Amaranthaceae
Exons: 5
Coding region: 99-674 (191 amino acids)
Source: RefSeq, a predicted model, not a curated record